Molecule: messenger RNA, 561 nt
Organism: Epithele typhae
Lineage: Eukaryota; Fungi; Basidiomycota; Agaricomycetes; Polyporales; Epitheliaceae
Exons: 3
Coding region: 1-561 (186 amino acids)
Source: RefSeq, a predicted model, not a curated record
AUGCCAUAUUAUCUCUGCGAUUCCCCGAACGCCAACCGAGCAGAGGAGGCUGACCAGCCCUCGCUCGCCGACGUGCGCGUGCCAGCCGCGAUCCCUCGCACCUCUAAGAGCGCCGCGAACAGGACGGCGGCCACCACCACCUCGUCAUCUCCCCCCACGUCCGCAUCAAACUCCGAGAAGCCGGCCACCCCGCACGACACGAUGAAGUCCACCUCCGCCCUCGUCACCGCGCUCCUCGUCUCGGCCGCCACCACCGCGCUCGCCGCACCCCAGUUCGCCUCUCCACCCGCACCGGCGUCGGACGAGCCGUCGACCGCGCCCUCGCCGAGCCAGGGCGGCCGCAUCAGUCUGCCGACGAGCACUACGGGCGACGGCGCGCACGUCGACCUCGGCGCGAACCUCCCGCCGCAGCUUAAAAAAGCCGGUUACUCAAAGCGCGGUGGAAUUCUCAACGUCGCGCACGGGAACGCCGCGAACUCGACGACGCCGGAGCUUGUGCCGGUGAAGAACUACCAGAAGGACAUCGAGCGGCUGCCGGUGGUUGGCGACAAGCCGCAGUAG